CAAGUGACGGCGUAGGGUCUCCGUUUCCGAAGAACGACCUCGGCCACCAUCGUCCGCUGCCAAUCUCGCUUGCUUCUCUUCCUUUCCGAAACGAAUUCCGGCCGACAGUGCCGGUGAUCGAGGCUCGUGUUCGAUUUCUACACCUCGGAUCCUGUCGCAGCCGGUACCGGAUGCUGCUGGAGCACUGGAUCGAGUCGCCGUCUCCGUCGUCGUGAUCCUGCGAUGGGAUCGAGGAGCGCUGGCUGGCUUACUCUGAUUUCUGGCUGCUGCAGCUGAGAUGCGCCCAGAUCAGGCAGGCAAUCCUCCAUCGUUCCUCGACGGAGACCGCGCGAUCUCGGAGUUUGAGACCCCAGGGCCCCUCCUGUUCCUCCCCUUGCUCUUCAUCCAGGGGGGAGGAAUGGAUCUCUCCAAGGUCGGGGAGAAGAUAUUCAGCUCCGUGCGAUCCGCUAGAUCUCUCGGACUUCUUCCCUCCUCCUCUGAUCGGCCCGAGGUUCCUGCUAGAGCAGCAGCUGCAGCUGCUAUUGCUCAUGCUCUCGCUGCCAUACCACCCUAUCAAAAAGUUAAUAGACUAUCAAGCUCAGAAGAAUCAGCAUCAAUUUAUAAUAGCAAAUCUAUUGAUGAUCUUGAGGAGGAGUUCUAUGAAGAGGAUUUUGAUCCAGUUGGAUAUGUCCUGGAAAACUUUCCAGAUGAAGAACUUGAUUCUACCUACUUUGAUAAAAAGUCAACCCUUAGGUUGGCACAACUUGAUAAGAUAUCAGAGCAGUUGUCACAUCAUGUCAUGGAGCACCAUGAAGAGAUGGUGAAGGGAAUGCAGUUAGUGACCGAGCUGGAGCAAGAUUUGAAAGUUGCGAAUGUCAUCUGCAUGAAUGGGCGGCGACACCUAACUUCAUCAAUAAAUGAGGUUUCAAGAGAUCUUGUUGUCAAUAAAAUGUCAAGAAAGAAACAAGCAUUACUGGAUAUGAUCCCAAUUCUUACAGAACUUCGUCGUUCAAUAGACAUGCAGAUGGACCUAGAAGUUCUUGUUGAAAAUGGAAAGUAUUGUCAGGCAUUUCAGUUGUUACCUGAGUAUCUGCAAAUUUUAGAUAAUUACUCUGAGCUUUCUGUUAUUCAAGAGAUGGGACAUGGAGUUGAGGCUUGGCUUGCUAGGACAAUUCAAAAGCUAGAUUCACAUUUGCUGGGUGUUUGCAGGGCAUUUGAAGAAGAAAGCUAUGUAACUGCAAUUGAUGCUUAUGCCUUGAUGGGAGAUAUAGCUGGUCUUGGUGAGAAAAUUCAGAGUUUCUUUAUGCAGGAAGUUCUCUCUCAAACACAUUCUGUGUUGAAAGAUAUGAUAUCAGAGGAAAUUGGAAAUCCUUCGCUGACAAGUAGACUCACUUACAGUGAUCUCUGCAUUCAGAUACCUGAAUCUCAAUUUCGUCAGUGUUUGUUGAGAACUUUGGAUGUCUUAUUUAGGUUAAUGUGUUCAUAUUACUCUAUCAUGAGCUUUCAUUCACAAGAAAAGGUCUUAGGUUCCCAGAAGCCUGAUAUUGAUCUGAAGAAAAGUAGCACAUCACAUGACUUGGAAGGAUCUAUACCUGAUUCAAUGUCCAUUGUUCCAACUCACUCAAUCGAGCAUAUUGACUAUGCACCUAUGUCAUCUAACCAGAUGGAUGGAAUUAUUGUGCCAAACAAUGUAACCACCACAAGUUCAGAUACCAUGCCACAAAGUUCUUGUAGUUCUACAAUGGAAAGGCCAACUGAUUUAAGUGAGGCUGGGGUUGCCACUUCAGCUUGUGAUUCUCCUUUCUACCAGUUGAGAAAGGAUGCAACAGCUUUUGUCUCUCACACAUUAGGAAAAGGGAGAAAAAAUCUGUGGCAACUGACUUCAAGUCGUGUCUCGGUUUUGCUUUCUUCUUCUGCUAUUUGCUCAACCAGUACUUACCAAUUCUUACGGAACUACGAAGAUCUCAAUAUUUUUAUCUUAGCUGGUGAAGCAUUCUGUGGCACUAAGGCUGUUGAAUUCAGGCAGAAAUUGAAGACUACUUGCGAAAGUUAUUUGGCAUCCUUUCACCGUCAAAAUGUGUAUGCUCUUAAGAUGAUUCUAGAAAAAGAAUCGUGGGUGAAAAUGUCAAUGAACACGCUACAAGUAAUUAAUUUAGCUGGUCUUGUUGGUGAUGGGGCUCCAUUGAUUGCUCCUUCUCCAGGUCAUGCAUCCAUGUCUAUGCUUGAGUUGAAGAGAACUAAUGAUUCUGUUGAUUCUGGCAAACAGAAUGGAUUUGCCUAUUGGCUUCAGAUGGAAAAUCCAUUUUAUUCAAAGCUGACAUUUGGCUCAAAGGAAUCACCACGAUCUAUCUUAUCACUUAAUGGAUCAACCUCAAAUUUAGGCCAAGGACGUGUUGGUAUUUCGCACAAUGAUGAUAUAUCUCCAAAGAGCUAUUAUAAUGAUCAGGCUAAUGGAAGUAGUUCUGUCAUGGAGGAUGAGAAUGAAGAUCUUCUUGCCGACUUUAUUGAUGAGGAUAGUCAGUUGCCUAGUCGAAUAUCUAAACCCAUACAUAACAGAACAAAAUCCUCAACCUGGAGCAGUGAGGAAAUCUCAGCACAGACAGGGUCUUCGCUUUAUCUUUUAAGGUUGUUGGACAAGUAUGCUAGGCUUAUGCAGAAACUAGAAAUAAUCAACGUUGAGUUUUUCAAGGGCAUCUGUCAAUUGUUUGGUAUAUUUUAUCAUUUUAUAUUUGAGACCUUUGGUCAGCCAGAAGCUAGUCAAAGUGGGAAACCCAUACCAGAUUUUCUACCUUCUCGAAUUAAAACAGCUUUGUCAAAGAUUAUGCAAGAUUGUGAUCAGUGGAUUAGAACACAGAACAUAUUACAUUCAAUUUCAUCACCUAUCCCAAUGAGUCCAACAUUCGCACAGAUGGAUGUAACGCCUACAGCACCUCCUAACACGUUUUUUGGGCAUGCACCUAACACUUCAUUUGGAUUAAAGGAACGAUGUUCUUCUGUUGAAACCAUAUCAUUAGUUGCUCAAGUACUGCAUAAAUCGAAGGCUCAUAUCCAUUCUAUGUUAUCACAGCACAAUGCUUGUGUAAUAGAAGAGUUUUUCAUCCAUCUGGUGGAUGCAGUUCCUGAUCUGACCGAGUAUAUUCACAGGGCAACAGCUCGUAUGCUUCUCCAUAUUAAUGGGUACGCUGAUAAGAUUGCCAAUGCAAAAUGGGAGGUGAAGGAGCUUGGUUUUGAGCACAAUGGGUAUGUUGACUUGUUAUUGGGAGAAUUCAAACAUUAUAAAACAAGGCUCAUGCAUGGUGGGAUUUCAAAGGAGGUUCAAGAUCUCCUUUUGGAAUACGGACUUGAAAAUGUCGCAGAGACACUUAUUGAAGGUCUAUCACGUGUUAAAAGAUGCACAGAUGAAGGAAGAGUUUUAAUGUCACUCGACCUUCAGGUCUUGAUUAAUGGACUACAACAUUUUGUGACCAUAAAUGUGAAGCCAAAGUUGCAGAUAGUGGAAACAUUUAUCAAGGCCUACUAUCUCCCAGAGACUGAAUAUGUUCACUGGGCUCGCACUCAUCCGGAAUUCAGUAAAUCUCAGAUAACUGGACUCGUAAAUCUCGUUGCCACCAUGAAAGGUUGGAAGAGGAAGACAAGGUUGGAAAUCCUAGAAAGGAUCGAAGCAGGCAAUUAAAAGAGAGUAGAUCUACAAUUUUUUCGACAUGUAAAGUUCUAAUUAUUCAAUUUUCUUUUCUUUCAUUUUGUAUAUGUACCUUAGGUAUCUAUAUGUAACUUGGAUAUCUUCGAGUCCGAUUGUUUGGCAGCAUAUAAUGAUAAAUGUCUUUGAACAA
Molecule: messenger RNA, 3809 nt
Organism: Zingiber officinale
Lineage: Eukaryota; Viridiplantae; Streptophyta; Magnoliopsida; Zingiberales; Zingiberaceae
Product: syndetin-like
Exons: 25
Coding region: 278-3652 (1124 amino acids)
Biological process (GO): endocytic recycling; retrograde transport, endosome to Golgi
Cellular component (GO): EARP complex
Molecular function (GO): SNARE binding
Source: RefSeq, a predicted model, not a curated record